This is a messenger RNA of Fusarium vanettenii 77-13-4, 831 nucleotides long. RefSeq lists its product as uncharacterized. Bases 1 to 831 code for a protein of 276 amino acids. The record is from RefSeq and is a predicted model, not a curated record. The transcript is spliced from 5 exons. Lineage: Eukaryota; Fungi; Ascomycota; Sordariomycetes; Hypocreales; Nectriaceae.
AUGGGCGAUGAACCUCCAGUUCCAACUCCGGUUGGACUCAUGUCUCAUACGCAGGGAGGCAGCACGAGUCUAUUCUAUACUGGCAUUUUCAUGCCAGUCUUUUCGAUACCUAUAGUAUUGCUACGCCUAUGGACUUCUCAGCAUGUUGUAAACAAAUGGCAUAAAGACGAUACCUUGGUCGUUAUCGCUACAUUUGCAUCUGUAUGCCUCAAGGUCCAAGCCCAGAGACGCAAGCUGACAUCAUAUAUAGCAGCUCGGCUCGGAAGUGGAGAUCAUAUCUUCAACGUUUCACCAAAAGAAUUCAGCCUGUUGCUCGAUUUAAGCAAGUGGGCAGGUGUUCCCCUCUAUGCUCUGAGCACACUCGUCAUCAAGGCCGCAAUCCUGCUCUUCUAUUUACGGUUCUCCGUAGAUAGAUCCUUUGAGUUCUGCACGUGUGCAGUGCUGUUCGUCGUUGUCGUGUACUGCUUGGCUCUGUGUAUCGGACAAAUGGUCAUCCCUUGUUACAAACCCACUGAUGCAGGCUGUCAACCUAUCUCUGUUCUCUUUAUUGCUUGCGCUGCGUGUAAUGUAGCAACAGAUCUCGCCAUUCUGUUUCUUCCGACUUGGAUACUGCGUCCUAUGAAGGUCCCUAUGGGGCGGAAGGUUGGGGUUGCCAUGAUCUUAAUGGCGGGGGGCUUGUCUGUCUUCCUCUUCCUCGGCAUUUCGCGAUCCGCACACUUACGUCUUACCAGUGUCUCUGCCAUCAGCAUUGUCCGCUUGAUAUCAACUAUCUUUGUCAACACUGUGGAUAUUACCUACGAAUGGGGAAAUAGCAUUAAAUGGAGGUGCUAA